CCACUUUUGCCGCCAAAAAUAAAUUGCUAGUUUUUAUUUACAAAAACAGCACGCUGAAAAAGUAAAGACAACGAAUGGACGUGGAAUUAAAGCAGCAGUUCGACGAGAUGGGCGUGGAGCCGGCGGACUCCGUGCUGGAAAGGUGCGUGGAGCUGGCCAUUUCGUACAACAUCCACGACGCCACCGAGUUCGUGGAGCAGUGGAUGGCCUUCAGUCUGUCGCACCUCCAUGGCGAGGAUCCUGCGCUGGAGAACCUGGGCGACUUCGAGCGCAAGGUGCUGCAGCUGCGCAAGGACAAGAUGGGCUCCAAGGCAUCCGCGGUGAAGUCCAAGCCCUAUGCUCCUUCCUCUAUCCAGGACACAAGCUCGUUGGCCAGCUAUGGAGUGAUGGAGGACGAUCCCAUGAUUGACGACUAUGUCGGGGAAUCAACAAUGGAUACCUCCUCCGCCCUUCACACACCCAAGGCUAAGAAGGAUUCGGUUCGUAACUCCAACCUUAAGGGUGGCGUGCUCUUCAGCCCGGCCAGCUACACGCCCCAAUCUGCCAAAAAGAAUCCAGCGGCGGGAACACCAACCACAUCAGUGGCUGGCAAACCCGGCGACGUCGUGGACUCUUUUGGGCACCCCAAACUCCUGGCUGGCUCCAGCUGGCAGACGCAAAUAGAGCACACAGUGCCUGUGACCCAGAAAUUGCUGCACAAGAACGCCCCGCUGACCAUUGCCAAUCUGGGCUACAUGAACGACCUGCUAGGCGACCGAUGUGACGACCUGCACGACCGCGUCGAUGAUACUGGACGGGCGCUGGUGGAGAAGAAGCUGGGAGAAGCAGGCGCCGCCGAGUGCAGUUGGUAUCCGCAUGAUAAACAGGCUCUACAGGCGGCAGGUGGACUCCACGCUGUGGGAAUGAUUCACUCGGAGGACGAUGGCCCACUGGAUGCCCACUCCGCCUUUUUGGUCGUCAUCGAUGACGACACGUAUGAGGCUAAGGACACAUCCCUCACGCUCAACUUCUCCAGAGUCAAGUCGGCCAGCAUCUUUCCCGGGCAAGUGGUGCUCGCCAAGGGGUUCAUACCCAAGGGCAAGACUUUCGUGGUGGAAGAGAUUCACACGGAACGCAAACUGACGCCAGUCACACCUCUUAAGGUCGACCGAGAGCUCCAGUUUGUGGUGGCCGCCGGACCCUUCACAGACAGCACGGAUCUGUUUUACGAGCCGCUGCACGACCUGCUCAAAUACAUCAAGGAGCACAGGCCCGAUGUGCUGGUGCUCACGGGUCCCUUCCUGGAUGGGGAUCACAAGAUGGUCUGCGAAUUGGCCGAGACCUUUGAUUCCUUUUUCGAGAAGAUGAUCGGUGGGAUAAUGGAAGCGGUUGGGAGCCACACUGCAGUGCUGGUGGUCAGCAGUCAGAAGGACGCCAUGUCACACUCUGUUUAUCCCACACCGCCGCCAACUCUCCGCAGAAACUAUCCGAAUUUACACAUGCUGCCCGAUCCCUCGAUGGUUGAUCUGGAUGGCAUCACACUGGGCAUCACCUCCACCGACGUGGUGGAUCAUUUGCUUAGCCACGAGUUCGCUGCAAAUGCUGGCGAGCGGAUGCACAGAGCGAUCAACCACUUGUUCCACCAGGGCUCCUUUUACCCCCUGUAUCCGCCGGCGGACGAGGACAUGGCCUACGAUUCCCAGCUGGCACUCAAGUACGCCCAGCUCAAGCAGCUGCCAAAUGUACUCAUCCUGCCCGGCGAUCAGCGGCACUUCAUCCGCCUGGUCAACGAUUGCCUGGUGAUCAAUCCUGGUCGCCUGUCAGACAAGAAGGGCGGCACUUUCGCCCGGUUCCUGGUGGCUCCCUCUGCUCCCGGUAAGGCGGCCAACAUGUUCAACAGUGUGGCGUGCCAAGUCCAACGUAUAUGAAUUACACAUGCCAAAAUAGAUCACCAGCCAAGUGCCCACUUACUGGACCUGAACAAUCAAUGGCUUUGCAGGGAUAGGGCUAUCAUUAUGUUUUCAGUAUCAUUAAGAAGGGUAACAACAAGUACAAUUUAAAUUAUAACAAACAAUAACUAAUGUUAUUUUUAAUAUUAUUACAUUUUUAUGCCCGCUACUUCUAAAUAUAAAUAUAUUUUAACAACUAAA
Messenger RNA from Drosophila subpulchrella, 2129 nucleotides. It is a transcript of the gene DNApol-alpha73, whose product is annotated as DNA polymerase alpha subunit B. Lineage: Eukaryota; Metazoa; Arthropoda; Insecta; Diptera; Drosophilidae. Gene Ontology annotation, cellular component: alpha DNA polymerase:primase complex. The record is from RefSeq and is a predicted model, not a curated record. The transcript has a single exon. The coding region runs from base 75 to 1907 and encodes 610 amino acids. Gene Ontology annotation, molecular function: DNA binding. Gene Ontology annotation, biological process: DNA replication initiation; DNA replication.